GAUUAUUCAGAUCAGGACUAAAUAAAACAAUCUAAAUGCAAUUUUAAUGAUAUAUAUAUUUAUUAUUAUUAUCAUUUUGGAGAUUCUGCAAGAGGUAUGUAAAUUUAUGAGCACGACUGUACCAUUACAAACCAGUAGCUAACCAUUAAAACCAUUACCAUUAACAUAGUGUUGCUGUGUUAAGGAACAAUAAAGUAAAAUGGACAGAAUGACAAAUCCCCAUAGCUAAUAAUUACAUGACAGAGAAAAAUAUUAUGGCUCGUGUUAAUGUUUGAGUUUUUUUCUGGGUCCUUGUCGCAUCAAAUGCUGCAAAAGCCACAACCUUUCCUGUCGUCUUUACGUACUCGGGCGCCAUCUGCUGUUCAGACAUUAAUGCUGCAUCUCUGCAUGCGUUUUUGGAAAUGUGCAGAAUUUGGCUCCAUCCCUGGAAUCCUGGAACACGAGAACUUCUUAUCGCGACCUCCACGUUGCGUGUCAGUGACCGGUAACAAACAACAUUGUCUCGGACAGUAUUGUUUACACGCGACUGACGGGCGCGAGGCAGGAGGUGGAGAGAUAUAUAAACACACUCCGGGAGGCAGGUGUAGGAUUUACAGCAUAUCUGCUCAAGCGGAAUACCUCAAGCGUCCCAUCAGUCCGCGUCACAGUAACGUAAAGGAAGGUAGAACUUUUUACCUCAUUACUUUUUGCGUUCUGACAUAAAUCAGACAACCCCCCCCCUGAGAUUAUUUCUUUAUCAUGGAAUUACGGAUUAUUUUCCCCAUGUUGUCCAUGCUUUCUUCAGGAAUCUUCCACACAGCUGUACCUGAGUCUGUGGGCGAAGCAGCAGCUGCUUCACUCAGCACGCGCUACUCCAGACCCAAGCGAUGCUCGUGCGCAACUUUUCUGGAUAAAGAAUGCGUGUAUUUCUGCCACCUGGACAUAAUUUGGGUCAACACUCCAGAGCGCACUGUAUCUUAUGGACUGGGCAACGCGCCCCGCAAGAAGCGCUCAGCGCGAGAAAUGUCUCGCACUGCCGAACUCUCGCGUUGCGAGUGCGCAGACAGCACCGACGGCACGUGCGUGUCGUUCUGUCACACACGCAACUCGCAAAGGCGUAAGGCAGCGCGUGACAAGGUGAUCCCUACCGCCGGCGGCCAUGACGGUGCCGAAAAGACGCGGAAAUGCGACCUGGCAUCCAAGACGUCUGGGAUUAAAAGAGAUCAUAAAAGAGCUGAGGCCUCAGUUGCAAGGGCCACCAGGCAGCUUCAGCUACUCCUGAAGAAAUGGAGAACGAGGUUGUCUCUCAACCCACCAGACUGGGCUGCUGAAAAUGUCACCUCCUAGAGGCAGACCCAUGGCCCAGGACUUUACAAGCCACGCAGAGAAAGGGGUUUUCCAAGCCGAGGCUGGCUUCUCCCGAAGCAGCCAGUCAUACGCCACACAUCCACUGCGAUGUGUAGGACCCUUCACGCACAGAGGGUCUUGCAAAUAUGACUCCUGUGGUGAUAAUGUUUUCACCGGGAAGCUUUCGACUUUGUGGAUAAGUUUCAGAGGGAAACAAAAACAAGGACCUCUUUCAAAUCAUGAAGUUAAACUCACUUUAAUUUCUUACGGCAUAACUAGUUGUGGAAACGUAUAUAUUUGAAUUGGAACUGUUUUUAAACAGUCAAGUGCUACAUCCAUAUAUAGUGCAGAAGUGUGUCUGGUGACAUGUACAGAAUGUUAUGAAGAAUGCUAAUUAAGAAAAUUGGCAGGACAUUUAUUUUGCUACAAUACUGGAUGCUCUUUCUUUAAUAUGUUCAGUUCUUUUUACAGGCUGUAUACUGAUGUAGCUGAAACUAUUAAAGCAUUUAUGUUAAAUGAAUGCAUUUAAAAUCAAGCCAUAUUGGCCCAACUGUCAUAUUUCUAUGAAAUGCUGUCAUACCGUAGCCAUGAUUGUGGUCUACAUUAUAGGAAAUAAAUAACUAAUAUUAUUUAAAAUGUCA
This is a messenger RNA of Ictalurus punctatus (channel catfish), 1967 nucleotides long. It is a transcript of the gene edn1, whose product is annotated as endothelin 1. The record is from RefSeq and is a predicted model, not a curated record. The transcript has 5 exons. Lineage: Eukaryota; Metazoa; Chordata; Actinopteri; Siluriformes; Ictaluridae. The coding region runs from base 739 to 1326 and encodes 195 amino acids. Gene Ontology annotation, biological process: intracellular calcium ion homeostasis; regulation of vasoconstriction; vein smooth muscle contraction. Gene Ontology annotation, molecular function: endothelin B receptor binding; endothelin A receptor binding; hormone activity. Gene Ontology annotation, cellular component: extracellular region.